UAUCAUAUGGCCUACAUGGGGGCUAGGGGAACCUUAUGCUCUCAAUUGGCAACCUGCGCGGUGCCUCCUCCUGGCAUUCUCUCUCUCUCUCUCUCUCUCUCUCUCUCUCUCUCUCUCUCUCUCUCUCUCUCUCUCUCUCUCUCUCUCCUGGGCAUCUCCAGACGACCACGCACAAACAAGGGGAGUCAAGACAGACUGGCUGGUCUACCUGCAUUAGCUGAGACUCUAAAACCAGUGAAACGUGGGGAUGUGCUGCUUACGUCACAGCCUUUCGUGUAUUUGGUCAGCGGCUCCCUCAAGUCUCUCUACUGUGACUUCUGUAUGGCCAAGAAAAGUGGCAAGGGCCUGCGGCGGUGCUCAGGAUGCCGUCUGGAGCACUACUGUGGGAGGGAGUGUCAGGCAGCAGCAUGGAAGAUUCAUCGUUUGGAGUGCCAGCGUCUCAAGAGAGUGGCGCCCAGGGUGCCUCCUGACACAGCACGCCUCAUGGCUAAGGUUAUCCUAAAACUACAGAAUGCAGAAGAGAAUGUGGCAGAGGAAAUAUCCCCAAACUAUUCACGUAAAUUCAAGGACUUGAUGAACCACUACUCUGACAUUAAGAAGGAUAGCAAGAGACAUGAUCAUUUUGAAUCUCUGGUGCAUGUGUUACAGUCCUAUUUGGUUGGAGUGUCCUUGCCCAAUGAGGCUGAGCUACAAGGAAUAUUUGGCAGGAUUUGUGUGAACAGCUUCAGCAUCACUGACCCAGACCAGAAUUCUAUUGGCACAGGGGUGUACCUGGCAGGCUCCAUAUUUGAUCAUUCAUGUGAACCUAAUGCUUAUGUGACAUUUGACGGCAAGAGGUUGAUCUGCCGUGCCCUAGUGGAUUUCCCGACCCUUGACUGGACUAAGCUUCGCAUCAGCUAUAUAGACAUCCUGAACUCAAGAGAGGAGCGUCAGGAUGACCUGCUGCGCCGCUAUUACUUCUUAUGUGACUGUGUAAGAUGCAGCCGCCCAGAAUGGCCAGAAGAACAAGUGGGACCUGUGCGAUGCAGUAAUCCAAACUGCUUAGAAACUAUUUUCAUCUCUGAGGCUUUAGAACAUCAGGAGCUUGAAGAGGAUUCUGAUAGUAAGAGUGUUUUUGUGAAAGAUGAUGUCAAAGGAAAAAUGGACAACACCUUUCAGAAUGCCUAUUUAAAUAAUACUGGGAAAGUUCCCUUUGCUGAAGACUGCAGCUGGAAUACUUAUGAAGAAAAGAAUUUUAAUACAAACCACAAGGAAUUACUGGAAGAAGGAAAGAGUAUGGCAAUUAUAUGUUUCAAGUGUGGAACAUCUAACCCGAUGACGCCUGAACGAAUCUCUAUGUACCGCAGUGUUGCCAGUUACUGCAAAGAGCAGCUGGAACUCUGUAAAGAUCACUACUACCUAGAUCUGUGUGAGAAAGGGCUAGAAAGGGCAACAGGUGUGCUGCAUGACAAGAACCUCCUCCUGGUGAAGCUCCGAGAUGGUGCAUUUGAAGCUUCUGUCUCUCUUGGGCAUUGGGAAAAGGCUUCAUGUUAUGGAAUAUCUAAUAUUGAAGGUCUGAGACAUUAUUAUGGGAAAAACCAUCCCAGCCUUGGUAUGGUUCUCCUCAAGUUGGGCAAAAUCCUUGUUUAUAUCAAUCGAUGCUCUGAGGCAGUUGGUCAUCUUUCCCAAGCAGAGAACAUUCUGAGGGCAAGCCAUGGCUCAUCACAUCCCCUCUACACACAGCAGUUGUUGCCACUUUUUGCCCAAGCAAGAGAAGAAAUGCAGGAAGAGGCUGGAGGAAGGAAGAUGAAGAGUAUCUGUAGUGGGCCGUGGUUUAGGACUAUGUGCGGAUGACUGCAACCAUCAACGCCCUCCCUGUCAAUGGUCCACCAUGUCUGCAUCUGCAACACCCAUAAAUAAAUACAUAUUACAUGA
Molecule: messenger RNA, 1914 nt
Organism: Portunus trituberculatus (swimming crab)
Lineage: Eukaryota; Metazoa; Arthropoda; Malacostraca; Decapoda; Portunidae
Product: N-lysine methyltransferase SMYD2-like
Exons: 12
Coding region: 7-1833 (608 amino acids)
Cellular component (GO): nucleus
Molecular function (GO): protein binding
Source: RefSeq, a predicted model, not a curated record